This is a messenger RNA of Paramisgurnus dabryanus, 2055 nucleotides long. NCBI's taxonomy places the organism in Eukaryota, Metazoa, Chordata, Actinopteri, Cypriniformes, Cobitidae. The record is from RefSeq and is a predicted model, not a curated record.
CGCGCAUCCGUAGCACUGUCAGGACGUCUAAGUUACAUACACAACAAACCUGCAUUGAACCAUGACUGAUCAAAACACAUUCCACUUCCAGCUCAAAGUGUUGCUUAUCAUUUUGUCCAUUGGAUUAAACAUAUUUUUUGCACAUCAGUUUUAUUUUUGUUGUCAUGAAGGAUCAAUGAAAGCCAAAAUUUUUACAACAGUUAAAAAGAAGCCUCUGGAAAAUGACACAAUCCUACUGAUAUGGCUGGGGCCAUUUGGAAAAAAGUUUGACUUGAAUUCCUGCAGUGCCAAAUUUAACAUAGAUGGCUGUUAUUUAACUGACGACAAAGAACUCUACAGCAAGGCCCAUGGAGUGCUGAUAAAUCACAGAGACAUUAAGAACGACCUGUCAAAUUUACCCCCAGAACCAAGGCCCUUCUUCCAGAAAUGGAUAUGGAUGCACUUUGAGUCCCCACGAAACACAAGGAGACAUAAUGGUCUGAACAACCUGUUUAAUGUGACGCUAAAUUACCGGCGAGAUGCUGAUAUUGCCAUUCAUGAGCAAAUGAUGCUUAAAACCGAAGAUAAAGAGGAUACGAUAUUCCCACAAGUUCUGGAGAAAAAGGACAAGUUAGUUUGUUGGGUCGUGAGCAAUUGGAAUGAUGCGUUUAAACGGGUAAAAUACUAUAAUGAACUGAAAAAUCACAUUAACAUUCAUGCGGUUGGGCGUCAUUUUGGAAAAUCUCCAAGUUAUGAAGAAUACAAAGAACUAUUGACAAGUUGUAAGUUUUAUUUAUCAUUUGAGAACACGGACGAUCAUUAUGACUAUAUAACAGAAAAGCUGUACAAUCCACUAAAUCUGGGAUCAGUGCCAGUGGCUCUUGGCCCUCCAAGAUACAUAUAUGAAAGAUUUGUGCCAAAAGAUGCUUUUAUCCAUGUGGACGAUUUCUCCAACCCCCAAGAACUGGCUAAAUAUCUGCUGACACUGGACAAGAAUGUUGAAGAGUACAAAAAGUAUUUUAAUUGGAGAAAAACCCUUGAAGUGAAACUUGUCGAUUAUCCAGUACAACAUGCGUGCCGUGCCUGUCAGUACAUACGUAUGAAGAAGGACUAUCAAGUUUUUGUAAAUCUUAACAACUGGUAUUGGGAUCCCAUAAACAUGGGCAAAUAAAUGCCUUUGCUAACACUGGUAAUAAAAAUGGACCUUUUGACAGAUUGUUAAGAGGUUUAUAUUUUUUUAUAUUGAAAGUGAUUUAAAGUCUGAUGCACUAAACAUUUCUGAUGCACUAAAACCAAUCACUGGUGAUUUCUGUGAUAGCAAAUGACAAUAUAUCUCGGCAGUCAUUUUCUUUCAACCACUAAUUUAUUUAUCCAAUCCUCUGUAAAGUAGGGAUACACUGAAUGUUCGGCAAAACUAUUUGGAUAAAAAAAUAUAUAGCGUAGCACUAUAGCGUAGUCGGCCAAACAACAAAAGUUUGCCGAGGCGAACAAAUGUGAUGAUUUAUUUUUGUUAAACAGAUUUUUGUAAAAAUGAAUAAUAUUUUGUAAAAGUGUCGUUCUAAACAUUUGGAGGGAAGUUUCCUGGACAGGGUUUAGAUUAAUCCAGGAAAAGGACUUAGUUAUUUUAGGGGAUUUAAGUAGUUUUUACAAACAAACCUUAAAAAAACAAUACUGGUGUGCAUCUUGAGACAGACCAAUGCACUUAUAUAUGUUAAGAUGCAUCAGUACAAGGUGUUUUUAGAUUAAGGCAGCUCAAACAUAAAUUUUAAUCAGGUACUAGGAUAAACCCUGUCCAGGAACCACCCCUUGUUGUUUAUUAUGUUUAUCUUUUUCGAUUGCACUAUACACUAUUGUUACUUAUUUUUGUUAUGGUGCGUUAAUCUAUAUACUGUGAUUACUUUAUGUACAUGAUUAUGAUUCGUACUGAAUGUAUUAUAUUUUUUAUUUUACAAAGGAGGACAAAGCUCAGCAUUUUCAGGUCAAAUUGAAAUGUGUACAAAUUGUAUAAUAUUAUUUUGAGUCUUGACACUGUUUUAUAGACUAAUUAUUCCCACGGUUGUUUUUGUACUGCAUUUU